AUGGCCGUGGUAUCGCAGCAAACACAAACCGAAGGUCCCAAAGAAGGUCCAGAAAAGUCGACUCAGCAACUAUUCUUGCACUCUGCCCACACCAUGAUGUCAUCCGGUAUCGCUCUUUUGGGAGCCAUAAACAUAUCGCAUUUGGGGUCAGCGACUCAGCGCUCCAAUUCCUUGGUACUUUCUGGAGCUCUGCAAGCACAUCCCUGGUUUCAUGUGCUGGCAACUGGCGUGCUCGCGACUAACAAUUCAACGAUAUGCAGGAGUUCCGAAGAAACGCCUCCGCCUCGAGAUGAACCGCAGGAAGAUAAGCAAACGAAAUCGGACCUAGCUGACGGAAACCGAACCACGCGGAUGCGGUCUAGUCCCAAGAACCAUUUCUUGCUUUGA
Molecule: messenger RNA, 387 nt
Organism: Fomitiporia mediterranea MF3/22
Lineage: Eukaryota; Fungi; Basidiomycota; Agaricomycetes; Hymenochaetales; Hymenochaetaceae
Exons: 3
Coding region: 1-387 (128 amino acids)
Source: RefSeq, a predicted model, not a curated record